AUGCUCAAUACGAAUUUGGUAGGACUCAAGAGGACAACUUUGAAGUCACUCCUACGACUGACACGCACCAAAUUUAACAAGCCAUUCUACAUUUCUGCAGUGGGCAAACGGUGUGCAUGUUUAUGCAGCCUAGGGUACUAUAAAAAUGUCCAAGGCCCAGGAGCAUGGCCUAGGAAUGUUCGGUUUUACUCCACACAAACUGAGCAUAGGCAAAAGGCGGUCAUAGAGACGACCGCGGCAAAAAUUGUCAUAGACAAAACCGAAAGGAGAGAGAAAGUGUUACCAGUGGAGAAAACAAUUGAUGUCAGAUUAAGUACACUCUGGAAGGAGAAAAUCGAUCCGUAUGUUAAGCUGGCACGAUGGGACAGACCUAUAGGUGUCUACUUGCUGUACUGGCCUUGUACGUGGUCGAUCGCUCUCGCCUCUGUGCCGGGAACGGUGCCUCUGUCCACAACCCUGGGAACUGCUGGGUUGUUCCUGGUUGGAGCUGGCCUGAUGCGCGGCGCCGGUUGCACCAUCAACGACAUGUGGGACAAAGAUAUAGAUGCUGAGGUGGAGAGGACGAAGGACAGGCCGCUGGUUUCAGGAGCACUGUCAGAGAGGCAAGCAGUUGGAUUCCUCGCGGCCCAGCUAAGUCUGGCUUUAGGCAUACUGUUGCAGCUGAACUGUUACAGCAUAGUGCUGGGAGCUAGCAGCAUGCUUCUGGUGGUGACCUACCCGCUGAUGAAGAGGAUCACGAACUACCCCCAGAUAUUCCUGGGGGCAACCUUCAACUGGGGCGCGCUGCUGGGCUACUCGGCCAUUCAUGGCACCGUAGACCCACUAGUUUGCCUGCCCCUCUACGCCGGAGCCCUCGCCUGGACGGUCGUCUACGACACCAUCUACGCCCACCAGGACAAGGACGACGACGCCCGCAUAGGCAUGAAGUCCACCGCGCUCACCUUCGGCCGGCACACGAAGCCCGCGCUUAGCCUGGCCCUGGGGCUCAGCGCGGCCUCGCUGUGGGGCGCGGGCGCGGCGGCCGGGCUGGAGGCGCCCUUCUACGUGGCGGUGGGGCUGUACGCGCUGCACGCCGGCAGACAGAUCUACACCCUGAACCCGAACAAUCCAGACGACUGCGCGAAAAAGUUCAAAUCCAACUCUAUGGUCGGCCUCAUAAUCCUGCUGGGAAUCCUAGCCGGCGGCUAUAGACAAUACACGGAGAACAGACAGAAGAAUAAAGGCAAAGAGAACAUAGAGGCGACGAAGAGCUGCAUUUUUAGC
Molecule: messenger RNA, 1263 nt
Organism: Iphiclides podalirius (scarce swallowtail)
Lineage: Eukaryota; Metazoa; Arthropoda; Insecta; Lepidoptera; Papilionidae
Source: the annotation of a GenBank genome assembly